GAGAAGGUGUGGUAUAGCCGUGGAGCAACCUAAAGCUUCACCCACCGUUAACGUAAGGAACAGCACGGAAUUGAUAGACAUGCGUACUCUAUACCCAACCGUCGCUGCUCCUCUUUCUCUUUCAAACUUUUCCCUUAGGACAAAUUUCCUUGUUCGAUGCAGUAAUCUUCACUCGCAACCGCAACUCGACACGCGCAAGUUAGUUCUUUCAGUGAAGGAAAAUCUUGAAAAAGAACACCAUAGCCUCCCUGUUGGAAGAAAUGGAAGGGAUGACGAAGAUAUGAUACUGUGGUUUCUCAAAGAUCGCAAGUUUUCUGUUGAAGAUGCUAUUUCCAAGUUGACUAAAGCGAUUAAAUGGCGUCAAGAUUUUGAGGUGUCUAAAUUGACCGAUGAAACUGUUAAAGAUGCUGCUCAAACUGGAAAAGGAUAUGUACACGACUUUCUAGAUAUUAAUGAUAGACCUGUGCUUGUGGUGGUUGGAUCAAAGCAUAUUCCUAUGGCACUGGACCCUGUAGAUGAUGAGAGGCUGUGCGUUUUCUUAAUUGAGAAGGCAUUAAGUAAGCUUCCAACUGGGAAAGAAAAACUACUUGGAAUAGUUGAUCUCAGAGGCUUCAGAACAGAAAAUGCUGAUCUUAAAUUCUUGACUUUCUUGUUUGAUGUAUUUUAUUAUUACUAUCCGAAGCGAUUGGAUCAAGUACUAUUUGUGGAUGCACCUUUUGUUUUUAAGCCAAUUUGGCAGCUAGCCAAACCCUUGUUAAAAUCAUAUGCUUCCCUGGUAAGAUUUUGCUCUGCAGAAACUGUUAGGAAGGAAUAUUUUACAGAAGAAACUUUGCCACCAAACUUCAGAGAUUGAAAAUUGGAUGGAAUAAAAAAUUGCAGCAAAAGUUGCAAACACACUCGUAUUAAGCGCGUUUAUCUUGGGACUUAGAAGGACCACAACAGCAACACAACAUUUAUUUCGUCAAAAACUUAGAAGAGCUAAAGGAAGGAAUUUGAUAAAAGCAGUGCUGAUAAAAGCAGUGCUGAUUAAGGCACCCGUAAUGUUAAAAGCUUAAAAGGAGCUAAAGAAAGGAAUUUAAGAAAAACAGUGCCGAUAUGUAGGAAUAUGAGACCAAAAGAAAAAAAAAAUCGUUUUCAGUUAAUUACUUCCGUUUUGGAAUUUUGUCAUAUGUUCUGACUAAUUUCUGUUGUACAAGCGGUACAAACUUGUGUUUUAAAUGCAUAUUAUUAUUUUUUUUGGUCA
Messenger RNA from Vigna angularis (adzuki bean), 1243 nucleotides. RefSeq names its product CRAL-TRIO domain-containing protein C3H8.02. The record is from RefSeq and is a predicted model, not a curated record. The transcript has 6 exons. Bases 80 to 853 code for a protein of 257 amino acids. NCBI's taxonomy places the organism in Eukaryota, Viridiplantae, Streptophyta, Magnoliopsida, Fabales, Fabaceae.